Gadus chalcogrammus (walleye pollock) is the source of this 5362-nucleotide messenger RNA. Its product is annotated as SH3 domain and tetratricopeptide repeat-containing protein 1. Gene Ontology annotation, molecular function: protein binding. The record is from RefSeq and is a predicted model, not a curated record. Lineage: Eukaryota; Metazoa; Chordata; Actinopteri; Gadiformes; Gadidae.
UAUUCGCUUAAAUGCAUAAAAUAUAACUGUUUUUUAAUUCAUAGAAAACUAACCAGCCAAUGACCCCAUCACGUUCGCGCUGACAUUUGUUUGUUUUUUCAAAAGGAAGAAGUUUAUUUGUUCAGUCAGCGAUUAUUAACCUGGAAGAAGGCGUCAUCCACAUAGGCGACUAUUUUGGUGCGUAUUGGGCACUGUCAGUUUGGUGGCUGCAGAGCGCAAUCACCAACCGGAGAUUUACCUAGACCGAUAUCCUUUCCGUGGAUCCUUGGCACACACACACUGCCUUACUUUUUUUUUGUUUUUAAACUUUAUUUUUCUCGCUCUGUACCAAUGUUCUGGUCCAUUUUGAUCGAGAGGAGUUCACUGCCCUCCGGAGACGCGUGACAUCGCUGUUAAGACAGUUGACUGCAGAUCGCCUCCUCCAUGUCGACUACUAAGCCGAGGAACGGUGUUGGGGUCCACCCGGACCGCAGAAACAUGCCUGUAGACGACCACCAGAGACACACUGAGCUCCCCAUGAGGAGGGGGACGCUGGCCACCCAAAGGAAGACACUCGAGCGCGGUCUCUCCAGGGAUACUGGAAGCAUGCUGAGGAGCUCCUGCUUAGCCGAGGACAGCUUACCAACAGCUCUGCCCAUGCUGCUGACCAUGGUGGAGGGCCCCGGCAGACUUCCUGUGGAUGAGGACACACAGGAAGUGCUGAGAGGGAAGCUUCGCCUUCUGCAACCUGACAGCCCAGAGGUCAUCGCUCUGUUCACGGAGCUGUCGUCUCACAUCCACUCCAUUAGCAAUGAAGAAAAUACGAUAUUGCUGACGUUCAAAACAUUUGAGGAGAUAUGGAAGUUUACAACAUAUUACUCAUUAGGCUUUCUGGACCAGUGCAUGGAGAGUCUCUUAUUCGACCAGAAGUUCUGGAUCCAGUCCCUGGACCGGGACGACCUGGGCAUCGAGGUGUCAGUGCCUGAGGACUCCCUUCAUCUCAUGGUCAAAGGUCUCCUGAUGCAGGAAGGCUCCUUCUUCGCCAGCUGCUCCUCCAACCAGAUCUUUGACAGCUCCACCUGCGGGGGGGACCUGUACCUGGAGCAGGGGGACGUGGCCCAGUUCGAGCCCCCCAUCCUGGGCUCGGGCUGGAGCGUGCUGUCCCUGAACGACGGAGCCAGGGGGACCACACAGAAACCCGCACUGGAGCCCCUCCUCCCUUUCUAUCAAUGGUUUCUUAAGUCCUGCCCUGAGAACGUUCUGGUGGGCGGUGGGAAGCCGGUCUGCAACUUUCCCCUUCGCUUCGCCCGGGGGACCUGUCGGGCCCUCUCAGAGUACCACGGCCAGGGCCCGGACGAGCUCAGCCUGGCGGCCGGGGAGCGCGUCGUCGUGGUGGGGCGCCUGGUGUCCGGGUUCGAGUGGUUCCUGGGGAGGGCGGAGGCCACGGGAGCACUGGGGUUGGUGCAGACGGCCCUGGUGGAGCCGACGGAUAACCUUUGUGAGUCAACAGAUAUCUACUUGGACGCAGAGGAAAGGAGCUUCUUCUGCUUCAAAGAGGAGUCCAUCAUCCAGGAGACCACCGCGUUGCUGAAGAAGAACUCUCAGAGUGACAUCGGCUACGUCUUCAAACUUGAUUUGAUUCCCCAGCAAGAUGGUGUGAAAUUGGCCAAACAAAGAAGUUCACUGGAGCAUGUCGACGCGGACGCUCGCCUGGAGUUAAAAGCCAACAUGGAGAGGAUCCUGGCGCCAUGCCGGGCGCCAUUACCCCACCGCGGGACGCAGAGUGAAACCGGAGCGCCGCUGACCCCGUCCUUCGGGCUCCGCCCCCCUCGCCCCCUCCCGAGGCGCCGUGCUUCACGGUCCACGCGCCCGUCGAAGGAACCCCGGACGGCGAGCUCUUCACCCCCCCUCUCCUUCCUGGAGGGCGCCCCCUACAGGCGGGAGUUCGCCGUCCUCUACGGCGCCACCGCCGACCUCCUCUCCUCCUCGCUCUUCGCGGGCCACGCCGACGAAGACGCGCUGGUCGCCUUCCUGAGUGUCGCCAGGGAGACGGCCCGCAAGCGCCGGCUCCACUGGGCCCAGAGCCGCGCGUGCUUCCUGCUGGGCCUGCAGUGCGCCGGGAGGUCAAAGUUCAGCCAGGCGCGGGUGUACCUGGAGGAGGCGCUCGCCGUGCCCAAGGAGGCCUUCGCCGACGUGAGGCUGCUGGCCGCGCUCUACGCCAACCUGGCCCACAUCCACCUCCUCCAGAAGAACGCCGAGAAGUACGUCGCCGCGGCGGAGCGCCUGGCGGCCGCCGCCAUGGCCCUGCCGGAGUGCGUGGCGAGCGCCAAGGACCACGUCGCGGCGCUCCAGUACGCCCUGAGGAAGGCGGUGCUCACUCGGAACAAGAUGGCGGAGGCGCGCGCUUGCUUCGUGCUCGCCAAGUGUCACCGUCUCCGGGGCGAGGACGAGGCCGCCCUGCCCUACGUGGAGAGGCUCCUGGAGCUGUCGGCGGCGGCGGCGGCGGAGGAGGGGGGGUCCGACGGCGUCCCCCCCAGCCGCGUGUGCCUCGGCCUGGGGAGGAUCUACGGCGCGCUGGGCCGGCCCCUCCUCAGCGUGUGUGCGGCGAGGAGGGCGGCUCAGCCCGCCGCCACGCUGGGCGACUGCCUGGGCGCGCUGGCGCUGGUGCUGGAGAGACGGGACGAGGUCUCGUGGCUGGGGGGCGGGGAGGGGGCGCUCCCGUGUCACGCCGUGACGUACCUACGCCGCGCCCUGGCGUUGGGCGAGGGGCCGAGGGGCGGCGGCGGGGAGAGGAGGGGGGGACACGCGCUGAGUCACGCGCUCACGCUCUGCCUCUCCGGGCUGCUCCAGAGGCACGGGAUGGACGGCCACGCCGUCCGCGUCGUGCGCGCGCCUUCGUCGACCGGGCGCCGCGCCCCGGGCCUGGCCGCGGGGGAGGGCCGCAGCACCCUGGUGUGGCUGGCCUGGCUCUGCAUCCGCGACGGGCAGGAGGACGCCGCGCUGGACGUGCUGGACGCCAUCAUGCAGUCCCCCCCGUCGGAGCACGGCGCCACCCCUCAGGACGGCCUGGUCCUCAACAUGCGAGGCAUCGCGCUGCGGCGCCAGGGCAACCUGCAGAGGGCAGCAGAGAGCUACCGGGCGGCCGACGACAUCUGCGAGGAGUUCGACGACAUGUCCAACUGGGCCGUGUGUCAGGCCAACUUCGGGCUGUUGUGUCUGAAGGCCGGGGCGAAGACCCUGGCGGAGAGGCACCUGACCCGGGCCCUGGAGCUCUUCUCUGGCCUGGAGCAGGAGGGGCCGGGGCUGCAGCUGGUGCACGUGCUGCUGGAGCUGGGGCGGCACUACCUGGAGCAGGGCCGGCUGCGCUACGGCCAGGGCUGCCUCGAGUGGGCUCUGCUGCUGGCCAUCAAGGCCGGCCUGGCCGACUGCCAUCUCACAGCCACGCAGCAGCUGUGCCGUCUGUACGGAGAGGUCCACCCCGACCAGGCGCGGUGCAUCGUCUACAAUGAACACCAGCUCCCCCUGCUGGCCGCCCGGGGGGACCGCAGCCGUGAGGGGGACGUUCUGCAGGCCAUCAGCGAGCAGUACCUUUCUCUGGGCACAGCUAAGGCGUACCGGGUGGCGCUGGACUGCACCAAGAGGAGCCUGGGUAUCUUCAUCGACCUGGGCCAGCGCGAGCAGGAGGCCUACGCGUGGCUUCAGGCGGGGAAGAUCUACCACAUGCUGGGCCAGAAGGAGCUGGUGGACCUGUACAUACAGGUGGCCCAGGACGUGGGCCUGAUCACAGGGGACACCGGCUUCGUCCUGGCUCUCCUGGAGGCGGCCGGGGACGUCUUCCACAACAGCUCCCAGGACCGAGACAAGGCCGUCUGCUUCUACCGGGACCGCGCCCUGCCCAUCGCCCUGAAGACGGGCAGCGAGGCCAGUCGUCUCCGGCUCUGCCACAAGCUGGUGGACCUGCUGCUCAGCCUCCGUCGCCACGACGACGCCGUGGAGUUCGCCCAGACCGCGCUGGACAUCAGCAUCACUCUGGAGGAGCGUCUGAGCGAGAGGGUGGCGUACCACCGCCUGGCCACCAUCUACCAGCACCUGGGCCAGUGGGAGCUGGCCGAGCACCACUACCUGAAGGCCCUGGCCCUCUGCCCGGCGCCCCUGCAGUUCGACGAGGAGACCCUGUACUACGCCAGGGUGUACCAGACGCUGGGCGACAUCAUCUUCUACGACCUGAAGGACCCCCACGACGCGGCCGGCUACUACCACCUGGCGCUGGCGGCCGCCAUGGACCUGGGCAACAAGCGCGCGCAGCUGCGUCUGUGCACGCGGCUCGCCACCAUCUACCACAACUACCUGGUGGACCGCCGGCUGUCGCUGUGCUUCUACCAGCGGGCGCGCGCCUUCGCCACCGAGCUCAACGUGCGCCGGGUGGACAUCUCGGCGUCGCGGCGCCAGAUCUCGCGCCGGUGAUGGCGAGGGGUGUGAUGUGCGGCCCGCCACCGGGAGCUAAUCAUUUUUUCGUACGUAUGGAUGGCGCCUUUUUCGCCUCUGAUUCGCCUCUGAUUGGUUAGAAGGGCUCUCCUCCGAUUGGUUAUGGUUAGGGUUAGGGUUGGAGUUAGUGUUAGGGAUUUCACUGACCCUAACCCUAAACCUAACCAUAAGCCUAACCCUAACCCUAAACUACCCCAAACAGCUAAGACUAAUCGAAGCAUGAUCUAAAGGAGAGCCCUUCUGACCAAUCAGAGGCAAAAAAGGCGGUACUUACCCCUACCCUCCUACGAAAAAAGGAUUGGCCUGCGGGGACAUGCAGAAAUCGCGCGUGUUGUUGUGAUACUGCAGUGUUCUUUUUGGAUGUUAGUGAUUUUUUCCGGUCUGUAACGGUGAAGUGAUGGAGGAGUUGAAAUGUGGCUGUUUGAAUGUGUGUUCUUGUCUUCUGUUCAAUUUAUAAUGGUUUAUAAUGCAUCAAAUAUGAAUCAAAACAAUCAGGUUAUGGGCCGCGAGAUAUUGGCUGUCAGUGAUUACUUCAUUCAGUCAUCAUUGCAAGCUGUGCAGGGGAGGAACAUGAACAACUUGUGGCACUUUAAAAGAGCAACCUAACUCAAAACGGUUUGGUUUGUUAAUCCUGCAACUCACAUCCAGGAAUACAAUUCUAAAAGAAAAAAACUGGAUUCGUGUUUAACAACUUUUCAACAUGUCAACACGUCAAUGUAAAUGUUUGUUAAAUUGAGUUCAAAUCUUACUGAACGUUGAAACGAUGAUUUUUGUUGUUGUGUGUACACUGAUAAUAAAAAAAAAAGAGCUGACCAGUGAAUCAAAGUCAAAGAGUUACAUCUUUGAAUGGAGAAAAACAGAACGGGUCACUGCAGAAACCAAACAUUAACUACAGCCU